AGGACUUGGACAUUAUGGUGAUACCGUGGCUGCUUCUCCUUGAAAUGGGCUUAUACGCCAGUUCUUUCGUGUGUGGGAUAGUCACGGCAUCAUCUCUCACUAUCGUACAGGGUAGUUUCGGGGGACUCUGUAUGCUGUAUGGAACAGUGACCCAUAACUCCUCAUCAGACUCCAUAUUGGUCCAGACCUCCAGCUCUCCUUCGCUCUGUUACUUUGUCUCUGCUAUCUCAGUGUGUGUGUGUUCCUGGGCUCGGUGUGUGUGUGUGUGUGUGUUCCUGGGCUCGGUGUGUGUGUGUUCCUGGGCUCGGUGUGUGUGUGUGUGUUCCUGGGCUCGGUGUGUGUGUGUGUGUGUGUGUGUUCCUGGGCUCGGUGUGUAUGAGGAUCCCUGAGUACUGCAGCCCAGUGAAGCAGAGAUGGUCUACACUGGAAUAAAGGAUAUUACAAAUAUGGUAACAUGUAAUGUCACUUUAGGGUUCACCUUGUUUUGAAACAGUUUUACUGAGAACAAUUCAUUUACCUUUGUUAAGCUCUUAUUCAUUUCUCUGUGGUCCCUCCAUCUGCAGUCCUUUCAUUCUUCCUGUAUUUAGGGAGGUGUGUGUGUGUGUGUGUGUGUGUGUGUAGAGAAGUGUGUAACUUGCUUACAGGGACAAAAAUUGUCUCAGAUAAUAUCUCUCCGUGUGUGUCCACUCAGGACCACAGACAAACCAAGUCACAGUCAGCGUUGUCACACUGUCCUACACAAACACACACUAAGAUUCCUUCCUGGCUACUAAGAGGCUAAGCAACCAUUUUGUUACUUCAUUCCCUUUCUGCCUGCAAUUAUUUGUACUUUUUUAUUUUAUGAAUAUUGAAAAGCAAAAAAAGUGUAUUUUGAUUUGAAUUAGGUAUUGUUGACCUUUUUUUACAGAUCUUCCUAAAAUAGUUAUCGACCAAUAACAGUAGGUGUGAGCAGAGCAUUUUGACCAAUAAAGAUGCAUUGCUUUGUC
This is a messenger RNA of Salmo salar (Atlantic salmon), 986 nucleotides long. It is a transcript of the gene t179b, whose product is annotated as Transmembrane protein 179B. The record is from RefSeq and is marked provisional. NCBI's taxonomy places the organism in Eukaryota, Metazoa, Chordata, Actinopteri, Salmoniformes, Salmonidae.